AUGAUGAAUGAUAAUGACUUGAAAGCAAAAUUGAAGACGAGUAGGCUGGUGAAAGCGUACAACCAGAUACCAGUUAACCCAGAUGAUAUUCCGAAGACAGCCAUCACCACACCAUUUGGUAUGUUCGAAUUUCCAUACAUGAGUUAUGGCUUAAAAAAUGCGAGCCAAACCUUUCAAAGGUUUGUAGACGAGAUAACACGAGGACUUGAUUUUUGCUUCGUGUACCUGGAUGAUUUUCUAAUAUUUUCCCAGGACGAAGACAGCCAUCUUGAUCACCUUCGCCAAAUCUUUGAAAAACUUAAGGAAUUUGGUAUGGUCAUCAACACGAGCAAAUGUGAAUUUGGUAAGAAAGAAAUCACCUUUCUAGGGUAUCACGUCUCAGCCAACGGUGUUAACCCUUUAGACAGUAAGGUUCAAGCCAUCAAAGACUUCCCCACUCCGAAAACCGUACGAGAACUUCGGCGUUUUCUAGGGAUGCUAAACUUUUAUCGCCGAUUUAUCAAAAGAGCUGCUGAAAUUCAGGCACCAUUAAACUCUUUGCUGACGGGGUCCGUAAAAGGAUCACGUUCCGUGGAUAUAUCGGGAGAAGCCCUACAUGCUUUUGAGCAGUGCAAAACUAGCCUCUGUCAAGCAGCAUUCUUGGCACAUCCAGAUCUAAACGCAAGAUUAGGUUUGGUAACCGACGCCUCAGAUAAGGCAAUCGGUGCCGCCUUGCAGCAAGUAAAGAAUGGAUCAUGGUAG
Parnassius mnemosyne (clouded apollo) is the source of this 741-nucleotide messenger RNA. The record is from the annotation of a GenBank genome assembly. Lineage: Eukaryota; Metazoa; Arthropoda; Insecta; Lepidoptera; Papilionidae.